ACAAUCAAAGUGGGAAGGCCACUAAAGUCGUACGUACAAGUCUACAACAGCUACAGCUGACUCGCCACGCCUUUCUCUACAACAGCUCACUCUUCUCAACUUCCGAAACCGGAGCAGAGCAGAGCGGACAGCGAAGGAUAGAGAGCAGAGCACCGGAUCAGAUCACAUGGCGCCGCCUCCGUCUCCCCUGCCGCGAGUGCGCGUCCUCGAGCGCAUCCGCGUCGAGCCGCAGCCAUCUGAUUCUGAGCAAGAAGAGUCUGCGCUCCCUCUCACCUUCUUCGAUGUCGCCUGGCUCUUCACCGGCCCUGUUGAGCGCCUCUUCUUCUUCCGCCACCCGGAGCCGGCCUCCACGCUCCCGCUCCUCCGCUCCUCGCUCUCCCUCGCGCUCCGCCGCUUCUACCCGCUCGCCGGCACAAUCAGGCCCCACGCGCCCUUCCUCUGCUCGUACACCCGUGGCACCGAUGCCCUCACCAUGGUCGUCGCCGAGUCGGACAGCCCCGAGGAUUUCGACCGCCUCGUCGCCAGGUCGCCCAGGGACCUGGCCCUGAUUCGCCCCCUCGUGCCGCAGCUGCCGCCGCCGGGGAACGACGGAGCGUUCGCGCUCGCCGCCGUGCAGGUCACCGUCUUCCCCGGCCGCGGCCUCUGCCUCGGCGUCUCCGUCCACCACGCUGCUUGCGACGAUGCCUCCACCAUGCAUUUCGUCCGCACCUGGGCCGCGGCCUGCCGCCUAGGCCUCGAGAACGACGAAGGAUCCGAGGACGCCGUGCUGCCGCCGCCGCCGGUUCUGGACCGGUCCGUCGUCGCUGACCCCGACGACCUGCGCGGGAAGACGCUCGCCGGGAUGGCGCGCCUCGCCCCUCCCCCUCCCCCGACACCUCCGCCGCCGCAGCAGGAGGAGAAGACGCCGAUGGUGAUGGCGUCGUUCCUGCUGCCACGCGAGCAGAUCGACCGGAUCAAGGAGGGCGCGGCGGCAAAGGCGUCGUCUUUCGUGGCGGCGUCGGCCUUGGCGUGGGUGUGCCUCCUCAAGUGCGGUUCCGCUGGCGUCGCGGGCGCCCAGCGCAGUCACAUGCUCUUCUCUGCCGAGUGCCGGUCCAGGCUGACGCCGCCACUGCAGGCCGAAUACUUCGGCAACUGCCUGCGCCCCUGCUUCGUGGAAGCCGCCACGGCGGACCUCCUCUCUGGCGAAACAGCGGACGGCGUGGCUGCGGCGGCGGCGGCUAUCGGGAGCGCGAUCCGGGAGAUGGAGCAGGGCGUGCUGGAUGGCGCGGAGGGGUGGCUGGGCAGCGUGCUGUCGGUGCUUCCGGAGCGGCCCAUGUCCGCGGGCGGGUCCCCCAGGCACGGCGUGUACGAAACCGCGGACUUCGGGUGGGGCCGGCCGGCGAGGGUGGAGAUGGUGUCGGUGGAGAAGACGCCCGGGACGGUAGCGCUGGCGGAGAGCCCGGAGGGAGAUGGCGGCAUCGAGCUCGGGGUGGUGUUGCCGCCGGACGCCAUGGAUGCAUUUGCUUCCUGCUUUGCGCAUGCCCUCGGCGCCACCGUCUGAUUGGCAUUCCGAAUUUCCGAUCCUAGCUGCACCUGCUGCCUUCUACAACAACACAAAACCAAAGAUUCGAUUGAAGCAGCUUGUUAUUUGUGCUUGAUUAAUUGAUUUACUUUAUUGUCUUUGAGUGAUCUCGUUCUUUCAGUAGAUGCGCUGCGGAUGUGCGAAGUCAAGUAAUAAGCAUGUCGAAUCGUUCCGAAAUCAAUUAAGCAUCGUGAUUUAUGAA
Messenger RNA from Sorghum bicolor (sorghum), 1763 nucleotides. RefSeq names its product malonyl-coenzyme:anthocyanin 5-O-glucoside-6'''-O-malonyltransferase. The coding region runs from base 167 to 1540 and encodes 457 amino acids. The record is from RefSeq and is a predicted model, not a curated record. The transcript has a single exon. Lineage: Eukaryota; Viridiplantae; Streptophyta; Magnoliopsida; Poales; Poaceae.